Chenopodium quinoa (quinoa) is the source of this 1335-nucleotide messenger RNA. RefSeq names its product protein MAINTENANCE OF MERISTEMS-like. Lineage: Eukaryota; Viridiplantae; Streptophyta; Magnoliopsida; Caryophyllales; Amaranthaceae. Bases 16 to 1128 code for a protein of 370 amino acids. The record is from RefSeq and is a predicted model, not a curated record. The transcript has 3 exons.
UGACGAUCAUGUUGCAUGACGUCGAGGCACUUGGCAGAUUUAUUGGCGGAGCUGUUGGCGGUGGAUAGGGCUGCGCUGUACACAGCGGCACUUGGUGUGUGGGAUCACGGCGGUGUUAAGAUCGCAGCAGUUUUGCAGCGAUGUUUGCACCCCACUUCACGUAGGACGCAGGACACACAGCUGGCUGCAUAUGUUUUUCUUCUUCUCGGGUGUACCUUGUUUCCGGAUAAGAGCGGAAACAAGCUCAGGCCACGCGACAUAGUUGACGCGUGUGAGCCCGACAGAGUAGGCCAGUUUUCUUGGGGGUCGGCUACAUUAGCGUACAUGUAUCGCCAGUUAGGAUUCUCGAGCCGGGCUGAUGCGGCAGGUAUCACUGGAUGUAUGAAGUUGUUACAGACGUGGAUAUACGAGUAUUUCCCGGCGUUUCGACCACACCGCGACCCGGUUCCUAUUGGGGAUGGCCAGCCACGUGCCUGUGCGUGGAGUCCGCGUGUCGAGAAGAAGUCCAUUGACCGCCUGCGAUCGAUACGGUUAUUGCUUGACAGGAUGUCCCCAUUAGAGGUGAACUGGAUGCCUUUCGGCCAGAACCCUAGUAAUAGGGUACCCAGGACCCUCUACACGGGACUGAUUCAGUAUCGUGAGAUCGUAGAGGCGUACAUGCCGCAGCGCUGUCUUCGCCAGCUUGGAUAUGUCCAAGUUGUUCCUCCUCCACCAGCAUGGCCCAGUAAGGCCGUCCGAUCUGCGUCGUUGAAGGAGUACGUCGUCCAAUGGCCGGCAAGCAUGAUUGGCACGUGGGAGCAGUUUCCGAUGGUUGCCCGCAUAUGGAUUGAGCAGUUGCAGCGGCCGCCAACUGGGGUGGCUGCCAUGUGUGACCAGCACUACAUGGAGUGGUACAACCGGCACUCGCACCCGAGGUUGAUCAGAGACGUCCACCACGGCGACGACGCCGAUGAUGAUGAUGUGCCACCGCCCACUGCCGUGGAUGCGUGGAUGGGAAAGAUGACGCAGUUGGGACACAGACUUUUUGAGGAGAGGGACAACAUGACGACUGCAACAGGCAGAGCUGUUAUUGAUGAACUGGAACGGGCCCUUGAGCAGUGGCAGUGGGCGUCACAGAGAGAUUAUUGAUAUGUCGGCAGUGCAUUUAUAAAACAUUUUCCUAGUUGUUUGUAAAAGUUAACAUUAUCUGUUCUUAUAAUUAUUAUUUUAAGUUCUUAGAAUUUGACAUUAUAUUUUUAGUUUUUAUAACUUUUAUUUUAAGUUGUAAUUAGUGGGCAUACGAAAACUAAAUACAGGUUCACAUUUAAAUGGGAAAACUAAAUACGAAAAUUAGAA